Messenger RNA from Sparassis crispa, 234 nucleotides. RefSeq lists its product as hypothetical. The record is from RefSeq and is a predicted model, not a curated record. The transcript has a single exon. The coding region runs from base 1 to 234 and encodes 77 amino acids. NCBI's taxonomy places the organism in Eukaryota, Fungi, Basidiomycota, Agaricomycetes, Polyporales, Sparassidaceae.
AUGCCGAAGAUCACGACGAGUGUCAAGGCGAGAGUAGGGAAAGUAGGGAGGGACAUUAUUGAACAGGGCAAGUAUCCCCACCUAUCUGGCGGUCCGCCAUCGAAAGCGACAAGAAAACUGGUUCUGAACACAGUGUGUUCCUCCAGCUACUGGAAGACCAAACACGCCGAACCUGCAGGCAGUCUGUUUUCUUAUCUCAAGUACGGCGGCUACAACUUCGCGAAGACUGCCUAG